UACAGAUGAACUGUCCUCCAAUAUGGCCCCAGUUAUUUCAUUGUGCUACUAGUUUGACUGCUGCCGGAGGCUGUGCAUAUUCAAGCUUCAAAACACCCCACUGUGCAUCAGUCCAGUCAUCUGAAGGGCCAAUGCCUUUGGUCUGUUUUUGAAAACAGAACCAGUGUUUUAUUUUUUCAGACUUCUACAGAAGAACCAACACAACAUAAACAGGAUGUCAUGACAACUUGAAAGUCUUUCUUAUUAUUCUCCUUAAAAUAGUUUCUUGAUUCAUUUCCAUCCAUAACUGACAUCCAAAGCUUUCACACAUACAUCAUGAUAUUAUGCUUAAGUUAAGAUUUUACUGCAAGAGACAAUUUCCAUGAGCUCCUGAGGGCAGUCACAUAGAACAUCCAUUGCCCAGUGUUUUCAUUAGCCUCUGGUUAAUCAUCAUCCACUAUCAGAACUGACAUUACCAUAUCGUAUGAGAGAGAAGGUAGCUAAUUAUUAUUGUAUUCAUGAACGAUGACACACUCAGUCAUGUGAAAUGAAUGACAUGGGGCAAAACCUAAGUCAUCAAGCCCUGAAACAAAUAGCUGAUGACAAGUGUGGAAAAGAGGAUCAGGGUCAGCACCACAUCAGAGGGCUGCAGCUGGCACCUUAAUGCUCUCUCACUAUAUGAUAAACCUGUUGGGUGCUGUUGGCCUCUGGACCUAUAAUAAGAGAUGUUUUAAAGAAUAGGACUAAAGAUGGAUUAUCACUGAAACACUAAAGCCAGCAAAGCAGCUGUCUUUACCUAGACUCACUGGACACUUCAGAGAAACACUCAGAGGGGUUGUAAAUUAUAUUUGGCUGUUGAUGUGAUGGACUCAUGAGUGGCUGCUAUUAAAAGAGAGGGAUGGAGGAUCUAGAUGAGCUGAAGCACCCUCUUGUGGAAGAAAACCCCAAUAACACCCAGGCAACUGGGCCAGGACUGGGGCCCAGACCUGGACAGGCUCCAGGUGGGCUCUUCCAGUGCAUCUUGGUUAAGUGCGAGCAGAACAGGGUCUACCCUCCCUUAGCAUGGAGGGACUACUGUGGACAUCCCCCUGAGCUCCAGCAACAGCAGCUACUGGACCCUUGCUCCUUACAUCAAACACUGGAGUCCUUUUAUCCACCGGCCCCCGUCUGGGGCCACGCAGACUCCCUGCUCAGCAAAGACUACCUGGAGACCACCUUUGUGGACAUUCAACCCAGCUCCACACUGGAGAGGAAGCUGCUGGCUGAGACACAGGACUGCCACAGUGCGUCCUACAGCAUGGAUGACGAGGACGACCUGCUUCCUGACUCUGAUGACUCCUCCAUUGAUGACUUCAGUGAUACGGAGAGUGAGAGCGACUUCCCUCUGAUGAUCCCACAGGACCACUUGGGUCUGGCCUUUUUCUCCAUGCUCUGCUGCUUCUGGCCCCUGGGCAUCGCUGCUUUCUACCUUUCACAGAAGACCAACAAGGCAUCAGCUCAGGGGGAUUUUCAGGGGGCCAAUGCAGCAUCUCGCCAGGCUCUGUGGCUCUCAGUGCUCUCCAUUGUGUUUGGAAUCGUAACAUACAUCUGCGCCAUUGCUGUGUUGAUUUCCUACCUGUCUGGAAAGCCACCAUAAAAGCAAUCCUUGCACAAGGAUGCACAUAAAAAACAGACCUACUGUAUCAACAUAAGCCAACGUAUCACUUGUACAUGUAAAGAAAUCGGCCUUUGUUUGUCAGCCAUGUCUACAUUCAUCUUAACAACAUGAAUAUGGAGAAGCAGAGAAUGGACAGUGAAAACACAGCAGGAGAGCUGGUGUAUAGAUCAUAAUCACCUCUCAUUCAAUUAGGACAUCAUUCAUCUCAAAGGACAUUACUAGCACAUGAAGAAAAAUCACUGAGAAAGUUGUUUUUCAGUACCACUCCAUGUAGAAAAUUCUGUCUGUGGGUGUUUUUUAUUUUGUCACCUGUGGGCCUAUGUUAAAAAAAAGAAGAAGAACCAGUGAAAACAGUUGCAGAUGUUAUCAUCACAUUGUAGAUAUCACUGUCACAAAACAAUGGAUGAAUAAUGAGAGGCAGAAGAAGAAGAAGAAGAAGAAGAAGGGUGUGUAGCUCAUCUGCCUGGGAGGAGCCAGGUGGAGGGCGGUAUGCAGAGGAGAUGGAGUCUGCAGAUUUACAGGAUGGUCAUAGCAAAGACAUAAGGACAUGACAGUGGCUAAAUCCUAAUGGACCUUGCUUUGGAGGGCCUGAACCAGCACUGUUGCUUGUGGGUGAAAGCUGAUGAUAGUUUCAGAGCUCUAUUCUUAAACAUAUUCUUUGAACAAAACAGGAAAUUCUGGUGAGAGCGAGCGAGAGAGAUUCUAUUUUCUCCUUCAAAAACAAGGCUGAAAUUCUUGCUUCUUGCAGUGACAAACUUUGUCCAGACAAGCAAAAUAUUUAGCAAAAAGUAGACUGAUCAGACACAUAGUAGUCAGCAGUGUGAUGCAUGCAUCAGCAAAAUCUGAGACAGAGGUUUGCCAUCACCUGCUUCAAGCUCUGAUCACAUCCUGAAAAAGCAACUCUGGCCAUACUGGGUUGAAAAUAAAUGUACCAUUAAAAAAAUAACUGUAAGGUAAAAGCCAACAUUUUCUUUUUACUGGCAUAGUUUUUAUUGAGUUCAGUUAAACUUUAAAUAAAUCACACUUCAUUUUCUGUCAGCUCCCCCAUGCUGAUCCAGCUGCACACAUUGACUCGCACCAAUCUGACAAUCCUGACCCAUCCUGUCUCCACUGGACAUUUAUGUCAAUGAAAAAAUUACCAUUUGUUGUUAGAGGGAGCAUUUAAUGUGGUUUGCCUUGACUGAUCGUGUUAUGAGACACUGUAUGGUCAGAUCUGUCUCACUUUCCAUACAAAUAAUUGCUGGACACAGUGAAGUGGACUGCUCCUGAGUUGAUAAAGGUCAAAGGUUCUGGCAAAUGAGAUUUGUUAGUACAAGACAUAUUGAGUUCUUUCCCAGUU
Molecule: messenger RNA, 2975 nt
Organism: Monopterus albus (swamp eel)
Lineage: Eukaryota; Metazoa; Chordata; Actinopteri; Synbranchiformes; Synbranchidae
Gene: tmem91
Product: transmembrane protein 91
Exons: 3
Coding region: 878-1615 (245 amino acids)
Cellular component (GO): membrane; intracellular membrane-bounded organelle
Source: RefSeq, a predicted model, not a curated record